AUGGCUCAAAACAAUAUCACAGUUCAAAUUCAUUAUAAUGGAAGUAUUUUUCCAGAUGUUAAUGUUGGAGUCAUAUUUCAAAACACAAACGUACAGCAACUCAAAAUACACCCCAGAUCCAAUUACACGCGUCUAAAAGAAAGACUCGAAAACAAGCUCCAACAACAGAUAACUGAUAUUUAUUAUCGAUAUCCAUGUUUUAAUGACGGCGUUAACAGUGUGACUUAUACAACGACGAAAAUAGAAGACGACAAUGACGUCGGGUUAAUGUUCCAGUGUCAUUCGAUGUAUAAUUUGUCAGAUGUGAUUGAGUUAUACGUAUGCUUAGUAGACAAUGAUGACAGUGAUCAAGUAACGUAUCCGACGCAAACUUCUCAAUCUCAUCAAUAUCAAAUGAGUCAAGAGACUAUACUGUCGUUGACACCAGUUCCAGAUGAGGAUGUCGGGGAUGAUAGUGACUAUGAAGAAGCGCGGUACGUAGAUACACAUAAUCUUUUCAGUGGAGAAAGUGACAACUUUGACAACGAUAUCCCCGUGGUGCAUCAAGAUCAAGUGCAGGAUCUGUACAAUCCACCACUACACAUGAGAAAUCCCACAUACUCACUUGACGAAGAUGCAUCAAUUUUUGAAACCACGGAGCCACUUCAGAUAGAGGGGGGUUUGCUUGGCAUGGAAUUUAAUAGCAAAGAGGGAUGUGUAUUCGCCAUUCGCCAAUUUCACAUCAGAAACUGUCUUGAUUAUUCCGUUUAUAAGUCUGAUUCUAAACGACUUAUAAUCAAGUGUGUUAACGAAGAAUGCGCCUUCAAAUGCAGAGCAUAUAUGGGGAAGGGGAGUGGUAAGUGGGUGAUCACUAAGGUUAGCGGUCCGCACACAUGCAUGUCUUCCAUAAUGUCUCAAGAUCAUAGAAAACUUGACUCUAAUCUAAUAUGUAACAGUAUCAAGUCUCUAAUCAACAGUGAUGCCUCACUGAAAGUGAAACACAUCAUCGCUCAUAUUCGGGAGACAUUCAACUACACAAUCUCUUACAAAAAGGCAUGGAUUUCAAAGAAUAAGGCUAUCACUGCUAUUUAUGGAAACUGGGAGACUUCAUACAACGACCUGCCGCAAUGGUUGUUGGUCAUGAAAAUAUUUCUACCAGGUACUAUAAUAGAACUCGAGACCCUUCCUAUAUUUUCAAAUGAAGGGACUCAAAUCAGUGGUGCUAGAGUUUUUCACCGCCUUUUUUGGGCUUUCCAACCAUGCAUCAAGGGUUUUGCAUUCUGCAAACCGGUGGUUCAGGUAGAUGGCACAUGGUUAUAUGGAAAGUACAGGGGAACUUUGUUAAUGGCUGUGGCACAAGACGGAAAUAGGAACAUAUUUCCAAUAGCUUUUGCAUUGGUAGAGGGUGAAACUGGAGAAACGUGGAGUUUUUUCUUGAGAAAUCUUAGAAUGCAUGUCACACCACAACCCAACCUAUUUUUGAUAUCAGAUCGACAUGAGUCAUUAAAGAGUGCCUAUAAUAACCCGGAUAAUGGCUGGCAACACCCUCCCUCCUCACACGUCUAUUGCAUCAGACAUAUAGCUCAAAAUUUCAUGAGGGAAUUCAGAGACAAGGAACUUCGGAAAAAAAUUGUUAACAUGGGGUAUGCAUUAAAUGAGGCAACAUAUGAAUACUACAGGGGAGAGAUACGUAAGGUUAACAUAGAAGCGUUAGAAUGGGUAGACAAUAUUCCAAGAGAAAAUGGACGAGAUCAUUCGAUGGAGGGAAACGUUGGGGCCAUAUGA
Molecule: messenger RNA, 1764 nt
Organism: Lathyrus oleraceus (garden pea)
Lineage: Eukaryota; Viridiplantae; Streptophyta; Magnoliopsida; Fabales; Fabaceae
Exons: 2
Coding region: 1-1764 (587 amino acids)
Source: RefSeq, a predicted model, not a curated record